Messenger RNA from Exophiala oligosperma, 1508 nucleotides. RefSeq lists its product as uncharacterized. The record is from RefSeq and is a predicted model, not a curated record. Bases 265 to 861 code for a protein of 198 amino acids. Lineage: Eukaryota; Fungi; Ascomycota; Eurotiomycetes; Chaetothyriales; Herpotrichiellaceae. Gene Ontology annotation, biological process: chromatin remodeling. The transcript has a single exon. Gene Ontology annotation, cellular component: Ino80 complex.
ACGGUGAUCUCUGUGUGUGACGAAACAGAAGUACAUGAGGAUUUGUUGUUUCCUGAGAUUUGCUUGUAUUUGUGAAAUUCCCAGUCACGGCUUCAACCGUUGCGGAGCCGCGUCUUUGACUGCCACUCACUUCUUCUGUCACUCUCAACAAUCUUUGAUCUCUACACGUAUUUGCUCGACAUCUGUACCAUCGGCGAAGCGCUUCGGCAUAAUUGGAUUCCUCAUCCCUGUCCUUCCGACCUUCACGUCCUUCUCGCCGCGACAAUGGCUCCCUCGACACCCCAACCCGCAGAUGACUCCCACCAACAACUCCUCGAUCAGAUGGACAUAUACUACGCCGCGAAACCAUUCCGGAAUCAAGCGUGGAAGCCUAGUGGUCGCAGAAACAAAAACACAAAACAAAUGAUUUCGGAGUCACAACGAAGAGAGGCUUCUGUUCUCGCAACGCAAAACAACUCGGGCGCAUCGACGCCUGCUCUCGCGACAGGUGCAACCACAGAUGGCGCUGCAACACCUUCAUACUCCGGCACUCCCUCCCGGCCGGUAAACAUGGCACAAGCGACGCAAAGUCUCAGUACGUUGGUUCUGGAGAGGAAUUUGCAAAAGGCCGCGACGAACGGUUUCGGCGGAGGAAUGGGACCACCAGCCGUGACAUACACCAACAUCGAGAGCGCACCAAGUUUACAUCCUGCAAAUCACAAGCACUAUUGCGACAUCACGGGCCUCCCUUCGAAGUACAUCGAUCCGAAGACAAAGCUGAGAUAUUACGACAAAGAGAUAUUUGCCGUCGUGAGAAGUCUGCCACAAGGUGCUCCGGACCAGUAUCUGGCUGCAAGAGGUGCCAAUGUGGUUUUGAAGUAAAUGUGGAAUGAUACGAGACAUACGAGAAAAGGAAAAACCAACAGCUAUAUUCUCAGCUAUCAAAAGCAGCAGCAGCAGCAGCCCCAGAAGAAUAAUGUCAGACCAGCUAAGUCAAGCCCGUUCCACCCACUGGUGUCUUUCAACGACCAGUUCAAGGAAGCGCUCCGGCUUAAUUGUGGACUUUAAAAUGUUGUUCUUCGCCGAUAUUGACAACACUACCGAAUCUUCAUGAGGCAAGGAGAAUCAGUUACAGCAAUGUGAAAGAGCUGCGGUCAAGGCGAGUGCUGGAUGAGGAUUCUUGUAGAGAAAGACGAUCGACGCCAAAGAGAGGUUUGGCAAGGAAAGGGAGUAGCACCACAUCCCAGCGACUUAGUAGGCGAAGCUCACGCGAGCAUUCGCGACACGAUAUUGUGUAAGGGGACUUGGGAUGAUGAAGGAUUGCCAAUUCUGCUGGUGUUUCCAGGGCGCGUUUGAAUGAUCACUAAAAGUACUUCCUAGCUGUCGUUUUGUGCCGUAAUGAGGCCCAGCUUAUAUCUAGGAAGCUUCAUGAUCUAGGCCUAAGCGAGACAAUGCAAGUCGAAGUCGAGCCCAAGUUCAAGUGUUAGAUUAGUCGCACAUAGAAAGGCGAGAGAAUAACAAAGAAAAUU